Messenger RNA from Dimorphilus gyrociliatus, 1036 nucleotides. The record is from the annotation of a GenBank genome assembly. NCBI's taxonomy places the organism in Eukaryota, Metazoa, Annelida, Polychaeta, Dinophilidae.
AAUGGAGCAUUACGAAAAGGGAGAGGUUGAAGUGAUGGAAAUAAAUGAAGAUCCAAAAAUGGAUGAUAAUACCAUUAAAAUGCGUGUCAACUAUGGAAGUAAAGUUGGAAAUUUAAUAUCUUUUGCUCAAAAAAAGUUCAACAAUAACGAUAUAAAUUCAAUAGCAUGGUAUGGUAAUGAUAAAUCGGUAUCUAAAGCUAUAACUUGUGCAGAAAUAAUAAAACGAACAUACAAGAAUCUGCAACAGGAUACAAGAAUUGGUUAUAAAAGAGUUAUAGAAUAUUGGGAACCAAAGGAAAAAGAACUCGAAAGGUUAAAGGUUACAAAGAAAAUUCCUAGAAUAUGUAUACUCUUAACAAAGGGACAAAAUACUAAGAUGUCUAAAACUCAGCCUCUUCCUCAAGGAAAUAUCCUUAGAGUUCCAGGAGAUGAAAAUUCAUCAGUCCAAGUACGUAAUAUGAUAGAAAGUGAUAGCGAGUUUGCAGCGAAAAUGACAGUUGAAAGUUUCGAAAGUAAAUUUGAGUGGGCAGUUGGUAAGAGAAAAGUUGAGAGUUUGAAAAAAGCCGAGGAGGAUCAUCAUAGGAAAAUGAGCGAUAUCUAUCACGAAAUAUAUGUGGCUACUGUAGAUGGGAGACUGGCUGGAAUGCUAAAGUUAAAAUUCUCAAAUAGCGUGGAUGUGGAAAUGCCCAUAUGCGACUAUUCUAGAUAUAUUGGAUGCUGUGGCGCAAUUGGUCUAUGUUGCAUGGGAUGCGUUCUAUCCGAAUCUUCAAUCCCAAAGGGAACGGCCUAUAUUGAUCAUAUAUGCGUUGACGGCUCAUUUAGAGGAAAGGGAGUUGGAACUGUUCUCCUUGAAAGAGCAGACUAUGAGGCUCGUUUACGAGGAUGCUAUAGAAUUCAAUUGUAUGUGGCUCAGUCAAAUCGUGCAAAGAAUUUAUAUCAAAGGCAUGGCUAUAGAAUUAUUGAAGAUGAAGACGGAUGUCUUAUUACCUGGUGUGCAGUGGGCAUUCGGGUAAAACUUUUGAUUCCUUUUUUAUAG